AUGUCCGAGGUGUUGCCAUACAACGAGGGGAAAAUGAGCGGCUACGGGGCGGACAGCGAGGUCAGUCAGAUGUCCUUUAGCUGCGGACUGCAGGACACAAGCGCCUUUUUCGCUGCGUCGCAGGCGAAAAGACCCCCAAAGCUUGGACAGAUCGGCAGAGCCAAACGAGUGGUCAUCGAGGACGACCGAAUAGAUGAGGUCCUGAAGGGGAUGACAGACAAGUCUUCACCUGGCGUGUAAAACAUGAACAAUGCCUUGCAGACUUAUUUAAUUUAAUGAUCACCGAUUUGAAGCACUUGUCGGCUGUGCAUGUUCGAGGAUUGCGGGAGAAAACGACGGCACGAAGUGAGGCUGUGUAUGAGAAAAGGAAAAGAUGAAAAGGCAAAGA
Messenger RNA from Scomber japonicus (chub mackerel), 388 nucleotides. It is a transcript of the gene camk2n1a, whose product is annotated as calcium/calmodulin-dependent protein kinase II inhibitor 1a. Gene Ontology annotation, biological process: negative regulation of protein kinase activity. Bases 1 to 240 code for a protein of 79 amino acids. Lineage: Eukaryota; Metazoa; Chordata; Actinopteri; Scombriformes; Scombridae. The transcript has 2 exons. Gene Ontology annotation, molecular function: calcium-dependent protein kinase inhibitor activity; protein kinase binding. The record is from RefSeq and is a predicted model, not a curated record.